UUGUUCUGUCGGUGAACCGUCAAGAAGUUGGUAGAAUGUCCCAUCAUACGAUAUUGUGGAUUUGCUUCUGUGUAAAGGUACUUUUCUGUGCGUGUGGCGAGUCCUGUUUUCCUCCCUCUCUUCACGCUACGGCUCCUGAAGAAGUAGAUGCUGGUUAUGUCAUAGCAAAAGUUCAUGUUCUUGGUUGUGCUUCCCAACUGAAACAUAUUCAUACAAGUGACCCUGACUUUGCCAUAUACACCAAUGGCACAAUCGUUACACUUCACAGCACCAAAGUGCCCUCCGCCGGGAGAGCCUUCUCAGUUAGGGCCCAGAGCAAUAACGGGCAACAAAGUCAAAUGGAUGUCUACAUUUCCCAGAGGUUGUCUCAGCCACCAAAGACUGGAAUUCUGAGACGCUUCAAGAGAAGAUGGAGUCCUCCACCUAUCUUUAUUGUUGAAAAUGUCAGUUCAGGGCUUCCAAAAGAUCUGGAAUUGAUUGGCUCUGAUUCAUCUGUCAAUCACACUGUGUACUACAUGAUCUCUGGUCCUGGAGUGGACGAGGAUCCAGUGGGGGUGAUAAGUGUAGAUCUCUUUGGGAUGCUAAGGCUCCACAGGGCUGUCGACCGUGAGAAAUACCCUCAAUUUACAUUCCAGGCCAGGGUAUUUGACAAGAUUACUCAUAAGGAGACUGACUUGCCCCUGCCUAUCAUAGUCAAUGUGCUAGACGUCAAUGACAACGCCCCAACAUUCCCUGGGUCACUUCAGUUCUCUGUUUUGGAACAGAGUGCAGAUGCUGUGGUUGGGCAAGUUAUUGCAACAGACAGAGAUCAAGAAGACACAGACCACACCAAGAUUAAAUACACUCUCCUGGAUGGCAAGGACUUAUUCUCUAUUGAUUCUCAGACUGGUGUCAUUAAGACUAAAACCGCAACACUAGACCGAGAGGUGAAAGACAAGCAUUUUAUUACACUUGAGGUUAGAGACAUGAAUGGGGCACCAACUGGUUUGUUCAACACAGCCACAGCCACGAUUCUUUUGGAAGACAUCAAUGACAACCCACCCACUUUCUCAAAGACCUCGUACAGUACAAAUGUCAAAGAAAAUGGGGAAAGAGAAACUCUCCUACUAAGAAUUCCAGUGGACGAUAAAGACCUGACAAAAACACCCAAUUGGAAUACUGUGUGCACCAUUACCAAGGGCAACGAGGACGGCCAUUUCAGGACUGAGACGGACCCAGACACAAAUGAAUGCCUUUUGUACCUGGCAAAGCCCUUGGACUUUGAAAAGAAAAAAGCCCUGAAGCUUGAGGUUCAGGCUCAGAACGAGGCAGGGUUGAGUGGCACCCAGGCUGGCUGGGUCUCCGUUCCCAUAGAUGUGAACGUUGAGGAUGUGGACGAGGGGCCGGAGUUCAUACCCACAAACCUGGAACUGAGAAUCAAAGAGGGCCUACCUAAUGGCACAGUCAUUGGCCACUACACUGCAAUAGACCCAGAGACCAAGAGCAGCACAGGGAUCAGAUAUUAUGAGAUCUCAGACCCAGCUUCCUGGAUUGAUGUGGGUGAAACCACUGGCGAGUUGAAAAUCGCAAACACUGUGGACAGGGAGUCGGACUUUGUCAAGAACAACAUGUACAACAUCACUGUGAAAGCAGUGGAUUCCAGUGCUAAAACAGGCACAGGGACGGUUUUCAUCAUCGUGGAUGAUGAGAAUGACAACCUGCCACUGCUCCUGUCCAAUGACCUGAUCCUGUGUGAGAGGAGCGGGGAGCUGGGCUCAGUUGUGAUGGUGGCAGAGGACAAGGACAGCCACCCAUAUUCCUCCCCCUUCCUCUUCGAGCUGAUGGAACCACACGAGGGGGAAUGGAAACUGAGCAAACUAAACGACACUGCAGCCACGUUGCAGCAGGCCAAAGAGCUUCCGACGGGGCUGUACAGAGUCCCAGUGCUGGUCAAAGACUUGCAGGGCACGGGAGAUCGUCAGACAGCCACAGUGAGGAUCUGCCGGUGCCGGUACAAUCAGUGUCUAGACAGUCAGACGUCAGCUGUGCUGGGGGCUGGAGGCAUACUGGCCUUGCUGCUGGGCCUAGCUAUGCUGCUUUGUCUCCUGGUUGCCUUUGUUUGCGUGACGAAGAGGGCCAGUGUGGAGAUUGACGAUGGUGGUGGGAGUGGAGGGAGGCUUCUGAAAUCUAACAUUGAGGGCCGUGGAGAGGAGGUCUCAAGCAUCAUGAUUGUGCCUGCAUCGGGCAUGGGCCAGUCGGCGAAAGGCUCUUUCGUGGACAUGCAAUCGGGCAUGGGCCAGUCGGUGAGAGGUUCUUUCGUGGACAUGCAAACGUUUGGCACCAUGAACGCAAACACCGUAGCAGGGGCGUGGCAGCCGGACAUCCUGACGCCAGAUAUGCUAACCAGAGACGGGCUGGAGAUGAAAACUGAUGGCCAGUACAACUUUGGCAGCACGGCAGUGAAUGGGGCCUUCAAUGUCAACCAAAGGAAUUCAACCUCUCUCAACACCUGGAGGACGAAUGGCAUCUUUUUAGACAAGAAGCUGAAUUACCUGGCCACAGGUGAGGAGGGCAGGUAUGCAGACGACAUCCUCCACACAUAUGGUUUCGAGGGGGAGGGCUCUGUGGCUGGCUCAGUGGGUUGCUGUAGUGACCAGAGCCACAUUGAGAACAUGGACUUCCUGAACACUCUGGGGCCAAAGUUCAAAACACUGGCCGAGGUUUGCAACAAAAAAUGAUGACAAUGCACAAUAAUUGUAGGAGUGCUUUUCACCACUUCACAACAAAAUGGACAUUUUGAAAUAGUUGCAUAAGAAAAUUGUUACUAGGGUUGUUAAUGUGAUGGAUAUGUUCUCCUGCAUGUGCUUACUAUACACUGCAAGAUAUAUGGGAAUGGUUUCAGGGGAAUCUGUCCUACGAGAAGUUUUCUCACCAGAAAAGUUAUUUGCACUUAGUGUACAUAUGAUGAUGAUGUAAGUAUGAUGUGUUUGAAGCCAUCAUGGCUUAUUGUUUAGAUUUCUUUUUCCUCACAUUUGUUCAGGCCUCAUUUCUUUUGAAAGUCUCAUUAUGAGGUGGACUGUGCUUUGAUGUGACAGAAAGGAUAUUUGUUCUGUGUUGUAUGCAUUACAUUUUUUGUUAAAGAAACGUUUUCUUUUCUGUCAUUCUUCUCAGCCGCAGGCUGUAGCUAUCUCUACUACCGC
Molecule: messenger RNA, 3179 nt
Organism: Clupea harengus (Atlantic herring)
Lineage: Eukaryota; Metazoa; Chordata; Actinopteri; Clupeiformes; Clupeidae
Product: desmocollin 2-like protein
Biological process (GO): cell-cell junction assembly; multicellular organism development; cell migration
Cellular component (GO): plasma membrane; catenin complex; adherens junction
Molecular function (GO): calcium ion binding; cadherin binding; beta-catenin binding
Source: RefSeq, a predicted model, not a curated record